Messenger RNA from Lachancea sp. 'fantastica', 2538 nucleotides. NCBI's taxonomy places the organism in Eukaryota, Fungi, Ascomycota, Saccharomycetes, Saccharomycetales, Saccharomycetaceae. The record is from the annotation of a GenBank genome assembly.
AUGGGCAAUUUUGGUUUCAGCAACGCCAACUCUCCCAACUAUUCGUCAGAGUACACUGAAAAGAAUAAGAAGGCAAGACUAAGGCUGUCGUUGGUGUGUCGUCACUGUAGAAGACGGAAGAUCAAAUGCGAUAGGAAACAACCUACUUGUAACAAUUGUGCAAAAUUGCAUAUCGAUUGUGUUUACGACCAGAAGGACCAGCUGGAGCGUAAAAAAUGGGGAUCCAAACCCUCAACUUUGCAUGAACAAUUGAACGAGCUGGAGAACAAGUUUGAUGAACUGCGCAAUACUUUGAAGUCUGGGGAACUUGAAAAGUGGAAUUUCGACACGAGUUUGAAGAAACAGCCUAUAACAGUGAAUUUUUACGAGGGACUUCUGCCGAACUGCCCGAAUAGUGUUUUUAAAUCGGACUCUAAGCCGUUUUCAGACAUGGGCAUGAUUCGAAGAAAUGCGCGGUUGAAUCCGUUCUUGAAGUUUGUAACGCGAUCAUUUCAACCACUCAAUUACGCUGUGAAAAAAAUCUUACAAUCGGUGGGCGACAUUAUUGAACCGCACUCCGAUGAGCUGGAGUCCGUGGCCAAAAUUCUGUAUCUGACGCCCAAAGUGCGAGAAAUCUUGAAAAAACAUACCAUGAAUCCAGCUGAGCUCAAUAUCGAGACCUCACAAGCCAUAAAGCGCUGUCUUCUCGAUAAAGGGAGGCCAAGCUUACAAAGCGCGCUGUCCGAACCAUUCGACCUGGAGUUUUACGUUUCCAAAACAACGCGGGAGGAGCUCAUACAGCUUGUGUUAUCGAUACUUCCACGCAAAAAUAAUAUCGAACAACUUGUAACUUACUUCAUGACAAAAAUGUAUCCUUUGGUGCCCUACAUCGAUAAAACACAACUGCUGGAUACAAUUGCAGAAACCCUGGAGUAUUCUCAGACGGGACAAGUGAUUGGUCUCAAAAUUGGCGAUCAUCAAGACUUGUCUCGUAAAAUAGGUCGCAUUGCCAUAUUUCUGGUUUUAUUACGCAUAUCCUACACGGCGAUGACGCUGGUGAAUAUACCAUUUGAAGGAGAGAUUUCAAAUCAAUUUUUAGUACUGGCUCAAAAGUGCUUGGCAUAUUUGAUUGCGCUUUCUCACAAGACCAACGAAGACAUCAUUUCCUGUUUGAUUGUUAUGAGGUGGUCGUUACUUUAUUUCCCUUUGGAUGGUGAUAUGAUGACUGGGUCGGUCACAGACAUGCUUGCCAGUUUAAUUAUGAACCAUGCAUUCAAGAUCGGUCUUUAUCGAGAUUGCAUAGAUUCAGAAGCUGACCGCAAUAGCGGUCCACAACGAAGGCACCUAUUCCACUACAGAAAGAAGCUUUGGCUCGGAACACUAAUAUUGUCGAGAUCUGACAUGUAUCUGAGAGGAAACUUUCCCACUGGAAAUGCUGAGUACGCAAGUAUGAUCCGGGACUUGGAAAGCCCGGAAACCUACGAAGACGAGACUGAGUAUCAAAUACACAGCAUCCUGCAUAAGCAGUGGGAGAUUUACAGCAAGGCAAGUGUGCUCGACAAGCUGUCUACGCAUUUGCGUGAAAAUUUUGACGUUGACGAGAUACACUCCAAGAUGCGGCAUUUGGAAUAUGAGCUGCAAUUCAAGGUUCCGCUUUCCAAAACCUCGGGCCUUGAACAGAGCGCUUCAAGCAAUAUUGUGAUGCAAAGUAUGAAUAAUGCGCUGCAUUUUAAGAUUAAUGUGAUCAUUCGGAUAUAUCUGCUUGCGAUACGCGCGUCCAUAGUUAGCGACUUGGAAAUGCAAAUCAACAAAAAGCCAGGACAAUACGAUCAUUUGCGUUCACGCUACAAAGAGGUCACUGCAGAGUGCUUUGAGGCCGCGCUUCAUUUAGGGAAUAUGCUUCAACAGUACAUGGAGUCCGGCAGAGAUGAUGAAAUCAGAAAAGUUCUCAGUGAUCACCGCUAUAUUCUGGAUCAGCUAGUACAGAUCGGUAUUUUUCGAGUUUCCUAUUAUCUGAUAGGAGUAAUUUUGACCGUUUUGCGUGUGAAAGAGGGACUAUACGAUUUCAGGUGGAACAAUGAGGACAAGCAAACCUUGGGAACAGAAAUCGAUUACAAAGUUUCGGUGAUAGACUCGAUCACUGGAUCCAUUUUCCAGUACGUGCAAAGGCUGGUCCAUCUCGGAUCGCACACUUUGUCAGACACGUACUUCACGUCGUUCAAGCAAUUCCUAUUUCUGGAGUAUGCAAUGCAGGUCAUACAAAAUGAAAUAACUCCAAACAAGCCCAGUAAGCUGAAGGAGGCCCUCGGCGAGACGCAUAUACCUGCACCCAUCGAUUAUUCGCCCGAGGACUGGAUUAAGUUUUCCAACUACGUGAACAAUGCUCUUGGGCAAGACCUAUCAAUACCGGCUUUUCCCUCAGCGGAAGAACUUCUGGCAACCUCAAUUGUUCCAGACGGGAAGCAGGAUGACUUUCUCGAUCCAAUGAAUCUCUUUAAUGACGACGUUAACAUACAGAGUAUGCUGUAUGGUGAUUAUACUUGGGCAGAUUUUACAUGA